Messenger RNA from Emericellopsis atlantica, 1261 nucleotides. RefSeq lists its product as uncharacterized. The coding region runs from base 1 to 792 and encodes 263 amino acids. Gene Ontology annotation, molecular function: oxidoreductase activity. The record is from RefSeq and is a predicted model, not a curated record. Lineage: Eukaryota; Fungi; Ascomycota; Sordariomycetes; Hypocreales; Bionectriaceae. The transcript has 3 exons.
AUGACUCUUCCACAAUUUUCAUACCUCGAGACCAACAAGGAACGCAACCUCGAAGGCAAGGUUGCCAUUGUGACAGGAGCCUCGAGAGGGCUUGGUGCUGGCUUUGCUCUAGAUCUUGCACAGCGAGGCGCGAAGGUCGUGUUGACUUAUACAUCCUCCAACAGUGAUGGACACGUUGCCAAUCUCCGUCAACAAAUUGAGGAUCUAAGGGGCAAUUCCAUCGCUGUCAAGGCGGACCUGCGUAAGCCUCAAACACCAGAGCACAUUGUGCGCCAAACUCUGAGCGUGUUCGGGGCCGAAAUCAACAUCCUCGUCAACAACGCCGGGGCCGAAGUCGUGAAGCCGCUUGAGGAUAUUACUCCCCAGGACUUUGAUUCCAUCUUCCAUCUAAAUGUUUUGGCCCCGCUGCUCCUCCUGCAGGCUGCCCGUCCUAAUCUCAGAAACGCACGCGUCGUCAACAUUGGCUCCGUGGGCGCACGCGCUGGCUUCCCCGAGUUAUCGCUCUACUGCUCCUCAAAGGCCGCCCUGGAGGGCAUCACGAGGUGCUGGGCAGCGGAGCUGGGCGAGCAGGGCCACACGGUCAACGCGGUGAAUCCAGGGCCCGUGCAGAACAAGAUGCUCGACAACAUCCCAAAGAACAUUGUGGAUAUGCAGAAGAAGCAGACGCCUGUCGGGCGAAGGCUGGGGACGGUGGACGACGUGGCGCAAAUCGUGAGCUGGCUGGCAUCGGAGGAGAGUCGAUGGGUCACAGGACAGACCAUCUCGGCCAGUGGUGGUUGGGCCAUGUAUUGAGGAUAUGCAUAGUAGAGUGCAGCUGCGCCAUGGCUGCGUAGAGGCAGACAAGGCUGGCUUUAGAAGAGUACUGCUUCGAAGAGGCCAGCUGCAGCUACCGAGAGCUUUCCGUCUGUGACAGUGAAGAUUGAUGUAGGAACCGCUACUGUGCGGGACGAUCCGGGGCACCACGAUGAAGUAGGCAACCAUCAAGCGGAGCAAAAGCGUGUCGCCAGAGCGUCCAUGUCUCCUUGGUAUUCGUGGAUUAACAACAACGCCUAGCGAAUUGAGGUUGUGUGAACUUGUCGUCUGAAGCAUUCGCGUUUUGUUUUUUUCCAGUCUGCACGCAAAUGCGUGGUGCAGGUGGCCUAUGCAGCGCUAACCCAUCGGCCAGCGCAAAUGCCGAAAUUAGAAACAAUUGGACCUCGAAACACAUUUCUGCAGAUCUUCCAGUCUACCUAGUCAGCAUGCUGCGCACGCCGCACACUGG